AUGGCGCUUGUUGGGAUGGAGUUCAACGCGCCCUUGCGGACAGUUAAACGGGUUCAGUUUGGUGUGCUUGGACCGGAUGAAAUUGUAAGUUACUAAUUGCUUUUGUUGAUACUGUUUUAGAUGAAGUUCUUUUUAACCGGGUCAUGCCUAAAAUUUAGCCAAAACUAUUGUCUUUUAGCUUGAAACAUAGUUUGAAAUGCAGCUUUUCUAACGAUAUGUUUUUAGCGGUCUAUGUCUGUUGGCGAGAUAAAAUUUGCCGAAGUUUACGAUGAAGGCAAGCCAAAGUUGGGCGGGUUGAUGGAUCCUCGUCAGGGUUGCAUCGACAAGAAAGGACGAUGUAACACAUGUGCUGGAUCACUCACAGAUUGUCCUGGCCAUUUUGCACAUCUUGAGUUGGCCAAGCCUGUAUUUUAUAUCGGAUUUUUGACAAAAACUUUGAAGGUAUGUUUGUUUUAUAUUGUCGUUGGUUUUUAGGUUUUAAGAUAAGUUUUAAAUCUGCUUUCUGGUAUUUUUUGAAAUAAUAAGGUUUAUAAGAUGUUGCUACUUCUUUUGCUGGGCGUUUCCAUGUCAAUAAUUUUUAAAAUUCAUUUUUUUUCUAAAAAAUACGUUGUUUAGCUCCUCCGAUGUGUGUGCUUCUACUGCAGUCGUUUAUUGGUCGACAAAGAUAACCCAAGAGUUCAAGAUGUUCUUCAGAAGACCAAGGGUAAUCCUCGACGUCGAAUGGCCUUAAUUUACGACAUGUGUAAAGCUAAAGCUGUCUGUGAAGGUGUGGACAACCUGGAUGGAGCUAAUUUGGAAGAUCUGACAGAUGCCGAAAAAGAGCUACGUGCUGGUGGUUGUGGUCGUUAUCAACCAUCGUAUCGUCGUACUGGUAUCGAAGUUACAGCCGAAUGGAGGAAGCAUGUUAACGAAGACACACAAGAGCGAAAGAUCACAUUGACGGCCGAAAAAGUGUUGGAAGUGUUCAAAGCCAUCACUGACGAAGACAUUGAGAUCAUGGGUUUGGACACAAAGUUUUCGCGACCAGAAUGGAUGAUUUGUCAGGUUGUACCAGUACCACCAUUGCCUGUACGACCGGCUGUUGUUACUUUUGGUUCGGCGAGGAAUCAGGACGAUUUGACUCACAAAUUGGCUGAUAUUGUCAAAACUAAUAAUCAGCUCAAAGCGUGAGUGAUUAUUGAUGUAGUUUUUGAAGAAGGUUAGGCUAGGGCGCAGCUAAGCAAUGGUUAUGUUGAAAUGACAUAAAGUUGAUAAAUUACUAAAGAUAUCACUUUUACAAAGUUUUUUCUUCAAUUUAACUGAAUAUUGUUGUAGUAACGAAUCAGGCGGAGCAGCAGCUCACGUUAUAGCAGAAGACGUUCGUCUACUACAAUAUCACGUUGCCACAAUGACUGACAAUCAAAUCCCAGGUGUACCAACAGCAACACAGAAGGGUGGACGGCCGUUGAAGUCGAUUAAACAACGUCUGAAGGGAAAAGAAGGUCGUAUUAGAUGUAAUUUGAUGGGAAAACGUGUCGACUUCUCAGCACGUACUGUAAUUACACCAGAUCCGAAUCUGCCAAUUGAUACUGUAGGAGUACCAAGGACUAUUGCGCAAAAUAUGACAUUCCCGGAGAUUGUCACACCUUUCAAUAUUGAUAAGUAAGUGGUUGGGAGGGGAGGUUUUUGGGUAUUAUUUAAUGUUUUAGGUAAUGUUUGAGGGGUUUUUGUUGAUUUUUGGGCUUUAUCUUGUAGUAGGUGGAAAUAUUAAAGUUUUUUUAGCAUUAUAUUGAUUAAUAUUGUGUUAAGUGUUAUAUUAUGUUUAUUUUAUGACAUUUUUUGUUUAUAUUAUGCUUAUAUUUUGUUAUUCUUGUCUAUUUUCAGACUACAAGAGCUAGUUAACCGAGGUGAUACCACUUAUCCCGGAGCCAAGUACAUUAUCAGAGAAAACGGCCUUCGAGUCGAUCUACGGUACCAUCCCAGAGCGGCCGAUCUUCAUUUACUACCCGGCUACAGAGUGGAGCGUCACAUGAGAGAUGGUGACAUUAUCGUAUUCAAUCGUCAACCAACUCUUCACAAAAUGUCUAUGAUGGGACACAGAGUCAAGGUCUUACCGUGGUCAACAUUCCGUAUGAAUCUCUCUGUAACCUCACCUUACAACGCCGACUUUGACGGUGACGAAAUGAACCUUCACUUGCCUCAAAGUCUCGAGACUAAGGCUGAGAUCAUGGAGAUUGCAAUGGUACCACGACAACUGAUCACUCCUCAAGCCAACAAACCUGUCAUGGGUAUCGUACAGGAUACGUUGUGUGCUGUGCGUAUGAUGACGAAGAGAGACGUGUUCAUUGAGUUGCCGAGAACUAUGGACUUGCUGUUGCAUUACCCAGAUUGGGACGGAAAAAUACCACAGCCAGCGAUUCUGAAGCCUAAACCAUUGUGGACCGGAAAGCAAAUGUUCUCGUUGAUUAUUCCAGGUAAACCAGGGUUUUGAUAGUUUCACGAUGGGGAAAUAUCCUUUCGGGUUGUCAUUUAUGGUGUUUAUGCUGGUUUUUAUGUAUUUUUUUGCAAAUUCAUGUUUUCGUGGUGGGACCUAAGUUUUUUCGGGGUGGGGAAUUUGGGUACCUUUUGAACAAUGUAUGUUAAGGCACUGAAUUUAAAAAAAAUUUUUUAAUUUUUGAAAUUCCAGGACAAGUAAACUGUCUUCGAACCCACUCCACCCAUCCGGAUGAUGAAGACAGUGGACCGUAUAAGUGGAUCUCUCCUGGAGACACGAAGGUAAUUGUUGUCAAUGGAGAAUUGCACGCUGGUAUCAUUUGUUCAAGAACGGUCGGUAAAUCAGCUGGUAACUUGUUGCACGUCUGUACACUUGAAUUGGGUCAUCAAACUGCUGCCAGGUUCUAUUCUCAUAUUCAGGUAGGGUCAUUUUUUUGACUGUUAUGCCAUUUUGAAAUCAAUUUGCGAAUAUUUUUGAUAUUAUCCAUGACUUUUACACUAUUUUCUAUUUUUGAAUAUAAUCUUUUCAGUUGCUGGUAAACAAAUGGCUCCUAGCCGAAGGUCAUACCAUUGGUAUUGGGGACACAAUCGCCGAUCAAGCCACCUACCGUGACAUCCAAGAAACCAUCAGAAAAGCGAAACAAGAAGUAGUGGAAAUUAUCGAGAAGGCUCACAACGAUGAAUUGGAACCAACUCCUGGUAACUCCCUCCGCCAAACCUUUGAAAACCACGUGAAUCGAAUUCUGAACGAUGCUCGUGAUCGUACCGGUUCCUCAGCUCAACGUUCCUUGUCAGAAUUCAACAACUUCAAGGCUAUGGUGGUGGCUGGCUCAAAAGGAUCCAAAAUUAACAUCUCUCAGGUCAUUGCUUGUGUAGGACAACAGAACGUUGAAGGAAAACGUAUUCCAUUUGGCUUCAGACACAGAACGUUACCUCACUUCAUCAAGGACGACAACGGUCCAGAUUCUAAAGGUUUUGUCGAGAAUUCGUACCUUGCCGGUCUAACACCAGCCGAGUUCUUCUUCCACGCUAUGGGAGGACGUGAAGGUCUGAUCGAUACAGCUGUAAAAACGGCCGAAACUGGUUACAUUCAACGUCGUCUGAUCAAAGCUAUGGAAUCUGUCAUGGUGAACUACGAUGGAACGGUGAGAAACGCUGUCGGUCAAAUGAUCCAACUGCGUUACGGUGAAGAUGGUCUUGAUGGUACAUGGGUCGAGAAUCAAACCUUGGAAACUCUGAAGCCAAACAACGUCCUAUUCGAAAAGAAAUUUCACCUGGAUACAGGAAACAUCAGAGAACUAAAGGAUUUGUACACCGACGAAGCCUACAGGGACUUAACCACCACUGCCGGUCAUCAACAGAUCUGCAACGACGAAUGGGUCCAGAUUCAGGAGGACAGAAGACUGUUGAGGAAGAUCUUUCCCAAUCCAAACGUCAAAAUCCAUUUACCGUGCAAUCUGUCACGUCUUAUCUGGAACGCUCAGAAGAUUUUCCACGUAGACUUGAGGAAACGAUGCGAACUCUCACCGCUAAAGGUCAUCGAAGGCAUCAAAGAGCUUUCGAAGCGCCUUGUCAUCGUCGGUGGAGAAGACCGAAUCUCUCAGCAAGCCCAGUACAAUGCCACUUUACUCUUCAACAUCCUGCUAAGGUCAACCUUCUCAGCAAAACAAAUGGCCAGCACUCACAAGUUGAACGCCGAAGCCUUCGAAUGGGUAUUGGGAGAAGUGGAGACCAGAUUCAAUCAAGCCAUAGCUCAACCUGGCGAAAUGGUCGGCGCUUUGGCCGCUCAAUCUCUCGGAGAACCGGCCACUCAAAUGACCCUCAACACUUUCCAUUAUGCUGGUGUGUCGGCCAAGAACGUCACGUUGGGUGUGCCACGUCUGAAGGAAAUUAUCAACGUUUCGAAGAAUCCAAAAACUCCGUCAUUGACCGUAUUCUUAACUGGAAACUCGGCCAAGGAUGCGGAAAAGGCCAAGGAUGUGCUUUGCAAGCUAGAACAUACGACCUUGAGGAAAGUAACGGCCGAAACUGCGAUCUACUACGAUCCAGGUGUUGUGGAUACUUGUAUUGAAGAGGACAAGGAUUGGGUGCAAAUCUUCUACGAAAUGCCUGAUGCUGAUCCGUCCAAUGCCGGACCUUGGUUGCUGAGGAUUAAGAUGGAUAGAAAGAGGUAGGGAAUGAGCUUCUGUGAGGGGAGUAGGUAUAAAGGUUGAUAAAAAAGUACAUUUUGUGAUAAAAAAGGUAAAGAAUUUGAUGAAAAAGGUACAAAAAACAUGUUUUUCUUUGAAUUAUGGUAAAUUCAAUGUUGGUAAAAUGCGGUUUUGUUGCUAAAUUUUAACCUUGUAAACUGUUGUUAAAAAUUCCUUUUCUAACCCCAUUCCUUUCAGAAUGACAGACAAGAAGCUAACAAUGGAAAGCAUAGCCAGACGAAUCACCGAAGGCUUUGGCUCCGACCUCCACGUUAUCUACACCGAUGACAAUUCGGAAGACCUGGUAUUCCAUAUCCGUCUCACUAAGAAUCCGGCCGAAAAAGAAACCGAAGAACAGUUGGACAAGAUGGAAGACGACGUGUUUUUGAGAUGUAUCGAGACCAACAUGUUGAGCGACUUGGCUCUACAAGGUAUCGAAGCCAUCUCCAAGGUAUACAUGCACAAACCGACCACCGAUGACAAGAAGAAGGUCGUCAUUCAGCCGGAUGGAUCAUAUCAGAUGGUCUCUGAAUGGUUGUUGGAAACGGAUGGAACAGCGUUGUUGAGGGUAAGGAGGUUUGGUUAGUUGAUAAAUCUAUGUUAAGGGCUGAAAUUUAGUUUUGUUAGGUUGAUAAAGCCAUAAAAGAUUAUAAUAUCAAAAAAAAGUUUUGGAAACUAACGAAAAGGUUGUAAAAAGUAAUAUUAAUAUGACAUAACCAUGUUAACUACAUUAAAAUUACAAUUAUAUGACCAUCUUUAAACUUAUAUUGUUAUAGGUAUUGUCCGAAGAACACGUCGACCCGGCCAGAACAACCUCCAACGAUAUUUGUGAAAUUUUUGAAGUCCUCGGAAUCGAAGCCGUGCGAAAAUCGAUUGAAAAAGAAAUGAACCAAGUCAUUUCUUUCGACGGUUCCUACGUAAAUUACCGUCACUUGGCUCUACUUUGUGAUGUCAUGACAGCCAAAGGUCAUCUUAUGGCCAUCACUCGUCACGGUAUCAACAGACAAGAAGUCGGCGCUCUGAUGAGAUGCUCCUUCGAAGAAACGGUCGAUAUCCUCAUGGAAGCUGCAAUGCACGCCGAAGUCGACCCAGUCAAAGGAGUCUCAGAGAAUAUUAUGUUAGGACAACUAGCCAAAGCCGGUACUGGAUGCUUUGAUUUGGUACUGGAUUCGGAGAAGUGCAAACUGGGUAUGGAGAUUCAGGCCAACACAAUGGGAAUGAUGGGCGGCGCCUUCUUCAACGAUGGAAUGUCUUCACCAGCCUCAUCCUCAAUGUCACCAAGCCGUACGCCAUGGCAAAACGGCCCAACUGGCGCUACACCAUCGUACGCUGGCGACGGAGCCUGGAGUCCAAUGGGAACGGGCGGAGUCACACCAGGCGGAGCUUUCAGUCCAGUCGGAGCUGGAUCGGACAGCGGAUUCUCACCCGCCUACAGCGAAGCUUUCAGCCCUCGAGGCGCUCAAAGCCCUGGUAUGUCACCUGGCUAUGGUAGUCCCAGGCCAGGAGCUUCACCAGCUUACGCCAUGUCUCCAGCCUACAAUCCAGGAACCGGCUACUCACCAACUUCCCCAUCUUACAGUCCGACAUCUCCAGCCUACAACCCAACUUCUCCCAGAUACUCUCCAACUUCACCAUCAUACAGUCCGACUAGCCCUUCGUACUCACCGACUUUACCGUCCUACAGUCCAACGAGUCCAUCAUACAGUCCGACGUCACCAUCGUACAGUCCAACAUCACCUUCAUACAGUCCAACAAGUCCGUCUUACAGUCCGAAUUCGCCGGCCGCUGGCAAUGCCUACUCUCCAUCAAGUCCGUCAUACUCUCCUACAAGUCCACGGUACUCACCAACCAGUCCAUCAUACAGUCCGACGUCACCGUCGUACAGUCCAACCAGUCCAUCGUAUUCACCGAGCUCGCCAAGUAGGUUUUGAAUUAAAAAAAAUUUUUGAAAUUUCGAAUUUUUUAAAAUACUUUUAAAAUUUAUAAACUGUGCCAAACUUUGACGUUAUACCUAAUUUUAGGUUACUCUCCAUCUUCACCACGGUACUCACCGAGCUCACCGGCAUAUUCACCAUCCUCGCCACAGUAUUCGCCGACGAGUCCGCAGUACUCGCCUUCAAGCCCACAAUACAGUCCGUCGUCGCCGUCGUACUCGCCCAGCUCACCGCAAUACUCGCCGAGCAGUCCACAGUACUCACCCUCGUCGCCACAGUAUUCACCAAGCAGUCCGAGGGUAGGUUUUUGAUUUUUUUGGCAUUUUUGAUAAUUAUUAGGUUGUUGAAAUAGUUCUGUGCCCCUCAACCAUAAAAUUUCGUUUUUAAAUGUGACUUGAAGCUAAAUCACCCAUUUUCUUUUCAGUAUUCACCAUCCUCGCCUCAAUACAGUCCAUCUUCGCCACAGUACUCACCAUCCAGCCCUCAAUACUCUCCAUCAUCACCACAGUACAGCCCAUCGUCUCCACAAUACAGUCCCAGCAGUCCACAAUAUUCACCAUCCUCACCUCAAUACUCUCCACCAAACGAGAAGAGGAGUUAA
Molecule: messenger RNA, 7196 nt
Organism: Bursaphelenchus okinawaensis
Lineage: Eukaryota; Metazoa; Nematoda; Chromadorea; Rhabditida; Aphelenchoididae
Source: the annotation of a GenBank genome assembly